AUGAUGUAUAUAGCGGUGUUCCUGAUUGCCAUUAGUGUCUGUGCUUCUAACACGUACGAGGAGCGGGCAUUGGGCAUCUGGGCGCCUGAUGCUACCAGUCUAGAUGAGAACGACGGCGUGUCAUACGUCACGGACCACAUGCGGAAUCAGCUCAGCUUUGAUCUCUGGUAUAUCUUUCUUGGAACCUUUCUUGUCUGCAUUGCCGAAGCGCGGCGUAUUACAGAUCUCAGUGAACCGUCCAGCGGCAAUGUUGGGCUAUCACUCGGUGGCCCUCUUGGCAACACGUCCAUGUCCGGACAUUACUCUGUUUUCAGCAAGGUGGUUAUCUGUCUAAUGAUGAUCCGGGGCCGCCACCGCGGGCUUCCCUACGCCUUGGACCGUGCCAUUACUCUGCCCACGAGAGACGAUGAUGACACCCAAAAUGAAAAGAUGACAAGACCCUUUCGAUUCGAUAGUCCACCCCCAGUUAGGGCGAUGGUAGCCCUGGCUAAGGCACAUACAGCUUCCUGA
Messenger RNA from Colletotrichum spaethianum, 510 nucleotides. RefSeq names its product low-affinity potassium transport protein. The record is from RefSeq and is a predicted model, not a curated record. The transcript has 2 exons. NCBI's taxonomy places the organism in Eukaryota, Fungi, Ascomycota, Sordariomycetes, Glomerellales, Glomerellaceae. Gene Ontology annotation, molecular function: high-affinity potassium ion transmembrane transporter activity. The coding region runs from base 1 to 510 and encodes 169 amino acids. Gene Ontology annotation, cellular component: plasma membrane. Gene Ontology annotation, biological process: potassium ion import across plasma membrane; intracellular potassium ion homeostasis.